Molecule: messenger RNA, 689 nt
Organism: Dreissena polymorpha
Lineage: Eukaryota; Metazoa; Mollusca; Bivalvia; Myida; Dreissenidae
Product: protein cornichon homolog 4-like
Exons: 5
Coding region: 71-502 (143 amino acids)
Biological process (GO): endoplasmic reticulum to Golgi vesicle-mediated transport
Cellular component (GO): COPII-coated ER to Golgi transport vesicle; endoplasmic reticulum membrane
Source: RefSeq, a predicted model, not a curated record
CACAUAUUUGAUUGGUUAACGAACCGGCAUCCAGUCAGGAAAAUCGGGCUCAUAGAAUCGCUAUAUAAAAAUGGGUGUCGACACGCCGUUAUUUAUAUUUUCCUUAAUAGACGAGGGAUUUCUGUUGUUUCUUGUGGUUUAUUUUGUAAUAACAUUGUCUGAUUUAGAGUCAGACUACCUGAAUGCAAGGACAUGCUGUGAGAAAUUAAAUUAUUGGGUUUUCCCUGAGAUGGUGCCGCAAGCUGUUCUGUCAGUGCUGCUGCUGUUCACAGGUCAUUGGAUACUGUUCAUCUUGUAUGCACCAUGUACAGCAUGGAUUGUAUACAGAUAUGUUUCGAAGCCCUCCGGCAACAUUGGAAUCUUUGAUCCUACAGAAAUCCACAACAGACAGCAGCUGAAAUUUCUUCUGAAGGAGAGUCUCUGUAAAAUGGGCUUCCACCUGAUUUUCUUCUUUGUUUACCUUUACAUGAUGAUAUACACCUUGAUAGCCGGUGAAGAUUAGAAUGCAUCUGGAUCACCCAUCAAACUUAUCCACUCCGAAAAUAUCAUUUUGCCAUAUAAUUAAUAAGUGUUUAACAUCAUCAUAGUUUUGAUUUUUUUCAUGUAUUGACCACAGGUGGAAGUAAUGUACCCUGGAAAGUAUAUUCAAAUAAAUAUAUAAAAUUAUGUUUAAUGAGAGAAAAAAUGGA